AUGGCUCGAAAAACAUUAAAGUCCAAACCUCGCACCCGCCGCUCAACAACAGAACUCACCGAACUAGUCUACGAUGAAAGCGCACGAAGAGACUUUCUGACAGGCUUCCAUAAACGCAAACUAGAGCAAAAGCGGAAAGCAAAGGAACGAUAUGAACAAAAAAUAAAGGAGGAGCGGAGAGAAUUGCGUAAAGAGAAUAAUAAGCGCCACCUUAUAGUUUCCGACCUCGAACGCAUAGAAGCCGUUGCCAGCAAAGACGAAGCAGCGACACCGGAAACGGUAUCCACCAUCCCAAGCGCAACGAGAGUCACAACCGUCACAGUAUCCGACUGGAAUCCAGAUGAAGAGGAUGAUGUGGAUGUUGGGCGGGAGAAGGGGACUGAGGUUCCUUCGAAGAGAGCGAGUACAAGUAAGGGUAGCGUGACAAAACCAAAGCCAAAAAAGGCAACGAAGGGUAGAAAGGCAUGAUGAUAUAUCAUGAUGACCGUAAACAUUUGUAAAUAUGUAAUACAAUGUACAUGAAAUGAGAUGACAUGACAUCUGGCGCAUACAUCAGUGGCGAGGCAAGCACCAAUGAAAGAAGA
Molecule: messenger RNA, 584 nt
Organism: Spizellomyces punctatus DAOM BR117
Lineage: Eukaryota; Fungi; Chytridiomycota; Chytridiomycetes; Spizellomycetales; Spizellomycetaceae
Exons: 3
Coding region: 1-468 (155 amino acids)
Cellular component (GO): nucleolus
Molecular function (GO): RNA binding
Source: RefSeq, a predicted model, not a curated record